Hemibagrus wyckioides is the source of this 966-nucleotide messenger RNA. Its product is annotated as odorant receptor 131-2-like. Gene Ontology annotation, cellular component: membrane. Bases 1 to 966 code for a protein of 321 amino acids. The record is from RefSeq and is a predicted model, not a curated record. Lineage: Eukaryota; Metazoa; Chordata; Actinopteri; Siluriformes; Bagridae. Gene Ontology annotation, molecular function: G protein-coupled receptor activity. The transcript has a single exon. Gene Ontology annotation, biological process: G protein-coupled receptor signaling pathway.
AUGGCUUUCAGUAAUGAUAGCACCGAUGAAGUUUUGCUUAUAUAUCAGCAAAUAUUCCAGGUUGGACUGACUGAGGGACCGAUAUCAAAAGGUAGUUUUGCAAUUUUAAUGUCUCUGUUCUUUACUUAUUUGAAUGCUAUCAUGGUCUACACUCUUUGGAGUAAGCCUGUUUUUAAAGAGACUCCACGCUACAUUCUGUUUACACACAUGCUUCUCAAUGACUCCAUACAUCUCCUUCUUUCCUCCUUGUUAUAUAUUAUAGGUCUGGCCUAUCUCAAGCUAGUCAUGGCUGCUUGUGCUUUUGUGGUUUUUGUUUCAGCGACCACAUUCAAUAACGCACCUUUAAACCUGGCUGUGAUGUCACUGGAGCGUUAUGUGGCCAUUUGCCUUCCUCUAAGACAUGCUGAAAUAGCCACUCAGAAAAGGACUCAUAUCGCUAUCGGAAUCAUUUGGUUUAUUGGUUCUAUAAACUUCAUAAUUGACUUGCUAUAUGGAGUUGUGACGGAUUCUAACCUUUUAACUUCAGAAAUAUUUUGCACAAGAGAAAGACUUUUCAUAAAGCAAUGGCAAUUAGAUGUUUAUCGGGGCUUUAACAUAUUCUUCUUUGUGACAGUGUCUGUGAUUAUCCUUUUCACUUAUAUCAGCAUUUUCAUCACAGCCAGGUCCAUUUCCUCCAAUAAAGACUCGGCUGCAAAAGCCCACAAGACCGUCCUGCUGCACAUCAUUCAGCUGGGCCUGUGCCUCACCUCUUUUCUCUACAGUUUAAUAGAGCGAGCUGCAGCAAUGGCCGGCAGCAGCAAGCUCUUCAUGGACUUGCGUUAUUUGAACUAUUUAUUUGUGUUGAUCUUGCCACGCUGCUUAAGCCCACUCAUCUAUGGACUGAGAGACGAUGCUGUACGCCCAUUAUUCAUCUACUACUUCCGCUUUGGCACAGGCAAACGCAGGUCUACAGUCAAUGUACACUGA